Molecule: messenger RNA, 33284 nt
Organism: Podarcis lilfordi (Lilford's wall lizard)
Lineage: Eukaryota; Metazoa; Chordata; Lepidosauria; Squamata; Lacertidae
Source: the annotation of a GenBank genome assembly
CCAGAACGAAGUGAUUGUUCCUGUUCUCUUUCUUAAGUCAUUUGAAACACUGUCCCUCCUUAUUUUCUAAAUCAACCACAGUUCCCUACUCAAGAAGUGACAGAGGCUGCCAAUUAGGAAGCAGGUACAGAACUUGGGCCACCAGAGCAGUGUCAGCAGCUGGUAAGUUAAACUUCCCAAUGUACUGAAGGUAACAAUGUGAAACUUUAAUAAAUUCAGGAGAUAUCACAGGAAAAUGCUGCUUUGGGCUGGACUACGCUCCAGUUUUCCAUUUACUGAAGCAAGCGAUCAGAGAUCUAAGAGACAGGAAGAUGGAUAAUUUCAGGAGAAAGGGAAUUGUUAAAAGUUUCUCAGUGUAUUUUAACAUUGCCAGAUUCUCUUAUUUUAAAGGAUUAUUCCUAUCCCCCAGCCACAUAAAACAAAAUGAGCAUCUUGAUUACAGGAUAUUAUGACCAGAGAUGAAAGGAUCUGUCAAUCUCAAUUCUUCUCUCAGUUUCUCAGUUUCCCUGUCUUAAAUUCAGUUCUCUACAUUUGCAGCAAGUUGUGAUUUUUUUAAAUAAAAAAAAUUCUCAUGAAAAUUCAUCUGCAUGUUAGUGUGAAUUUCUCCUAAUAGAAAUAUUUUUAUAUGCAGUUUUUACUAUUGCAUACUUUUUUAACAAUAUUUUUCUAAUAUAAUGCAUUUUUACAUGCUAUUUUCACUAAGAGCUUCAUUUUUAUGCACACUUUCCCCUAAUACGUGCAUUUAUGUAAAUACCAGCUGGUUGGAGAACUGCGUCACAAUGUUAGGAUAAGUGCAAAUUUUGAAGGGUAGCUGUGCUUUGGUUCACAUUUUUUUUUAAGUGUGAAUUUGAUACAUUUGGCUUUAAAUGGAAACUUAAUUGAAUUUCUCCUCUAUCACUAAUUACAUCUGCAUUCUUUAUAAGGGAUUGCUUGCCCCCAUAGCAGCACCAGUGUCCUUUAGUACUGCAAACAUCUGCUCUAGAAAAAUCUAAAUCAUAUAACUGUUUCACUGCUCUGAAACCACAAGUUGUUGUUCUUGUCGUUCUUGCUUUGUUGUGCCUCAAAUAGUGGGAAAGUAGAAAAGUUUUGGAGGCAUGGAAUUUAAUUCCCUAGUUCCUUUUGGGAGUCUAGUAGUAGGUAGCUGUUACACAGGCUCAGGAACUGGCUUGUUAUAUUUUGGUUAUAGUAGAAACCUAACCAUGAGUCAAGUGUGUAUAUGUGUGCAUUGUGUAUAUAUCUGGAAUGAGCAGGGGUAGGGUUGCCUUGCCUAGAAUUGUAGUAUGCCUUGAUUCACCUGCUCACAACAUCUGGGACAUCUGGGAAUUAUUAUAAUAUAAUAAUUAUAAUAUAAUAUAAUAUAAUAAUAAGAAGAAUAAGAAUAAGAAUAAUAAGAAUAAUAAUAAGAAGAAUAAUUUAUUAUUUAUACCCCACCCAUCUGGCUGGGUUUCCCCAGCCACUCUGGGUUGCUUUCAACAGAGCAUUAAAACAGAAUAAAACUUCAAACAUUAAAAACUUCCCUAAACAGGGCUGCCUUCAGAUGUCUUCUAAAAGUCAGAUAGUUGUUUAUUUCUUUGACAUCUGAUGGGAGCGCAUCUGCUUUUUUCUUGUGGCUGGCGUGUGAAGAACUGAAUGGUUUUUUGAUCCCUACUACUUCUGUGAUAAAGCAGAGGAUAUAAUAUGGGAACACUAUUUCACAUUUCACAUGUUAAUUCUUCACAUCUCAUGUGUCUUCACUCUUGAGAGUGUACCAUACCAGUGAACCUGCCGAACUGAAUCGUAAGCAGGGAUUUUUGGAACUCUGUUAUGUACAAAAACAAUUGCAAGCGGUUGUGUUUGUCUUUUAAAAAAGGCAAUAUAUUGAUCAAUGGUAAUAUUUCUCUCAAGGAAAUUAGAGUUUUAAGGCUGCAUUCCAUCAGCCUAGCAGUAAACCCUAUUCAACUCAACAGGACUCAAUCCUAUAAUGUAUAGGAUUGCAUUAUAAAGGCUUCAAGUCAUGAUUUUGUAGGCUCAGUCAUUAAUUGUGCCAUACCAGGAUCUUGUUAGAGGUAUUUUUCAGCUACCAAUUACAUGGUAAGAAGCUUAGGUGCAGUAAAAAUGUGACUUAAUAGAAAAGGCUGAAUUUAUGGGAGAUGAUGCAAUGAAGGUGUUUAAAAUAUGAGUAUGAAUUGUUGAUAUGAUACACAAACUCCAGGUAAGGGGCCUGUUGUAGGAUAGAGCUGUGUUUUCAUUACGGCCGUAAUCCUAUAUACACUCACUGUGGAGCGCAUCCCACUGAACCCAGCAGGACACUUACAAAUAAACAUGCAUAGGGUGGUGCUAUACGUUUGGUGAGGAUUUGCCCCAGAGAUCUAGCACUGAGUCUUUUCUUAAUGGAAGAAUGUGAUGUUGUUCAAAGCUAACCAGACUAUGAUGAUGAAUACAGCCAUCCUUAACCCAGUGUUUUCCAGAUGUUUCCAGCUAUGCCUUCCACCAGAUUCAGCUAGCACAGUCGUGCUGACUGGGACUGAUGGGAGUUGUGGUCCAAAACACAUUACCUGAUAUAUUAGAUAACAACAGCAUUAGAUAUUACCAAAAUAGCUAUACUGCUAAAGGGAGACUCACCCCUCUGCACUGAUUGUAUGGGAAGUUCAGCAGCCCUUAAAGGUCCGCCAUUUUGCAGUCUUAGAUCAAUGCCUUUUUAUUUGACUUGGGGCUCUUUUGCGUCUCCAUUUUUUGAGGCAGUUGGGUCAUGAAAUUGUAAGCCUCCUUGAAUGCUUCAAAAAGUGGGAAAAUCUCUCGGGGGCUUAGCUCCAAUGCUGUGACUCACAAGCCCAUCACUGCUUUUGUGUCAAUAGCUAGUGCAACAUUGGAAUACUAUAGAAAGCUUCCAUAUAAUGAAUCAAACCCUUGGUCUGCCUAACUUCAGUGAUGUCUACACUCACUGGUAGUAGCCCUUCAGAGUUUCAGAAGAGGGCCUUUCUCAGCCCUACCUGGAGUUGUCAGAGGCUUAACCUCUAGAACCUUCUGCAUGGAAAGUAGAUUGUCUACCACUGUGCUACAGCCCUUCAUACCCAAAGUGGAAGCCAUUUCCCAAAGGGAGCAGCUGUUUGCUGGCCUGAUGUGGCAUGGCAGUGCCACAAAAGGACAUGGUUAGUGUGGUCUGUCAAGCACAGGGCAGUGGUGGUAAGGGAGCAGAGGCCCAUCCUAUCCCCUUGCAGAGAAUUCUGUGAAUUUGUUUUCCUCAUAGCGAACACAGGGGCUCAAAGCAAACAGCUUAAGAACAUAAUAAUGUCCAGAUCAAAGGCCUGUCUAGUCCAGCAUUUUGUGGCCAACCAGAUGCUUAUGGGAAUCCCACAAGCAGGACAUGAACACAACAGCGCUCUCAUGUUUGUGACUGAUAUUUAGAAGCAUACCACAUAAUGGCAUAAUAGUUUUCUGGCUAAGAAUUUCCAUGUCAGUGCCUUUCCUCGUGAAGAAUUGGGUCGGUGUUGCGCUGAAGUAGAGCAAGUAAUUACCUCUGCCUUGUAGUUAAGGUUUAUGGUAUAAACCAGGAAAGGGAAACAAAUCGUAGAAUUGUAGAGUUGGAAAGGACCCCAAAUAUUAUCUAGAUUCUAGAACAAUCCCCUUGAGAGGUUGGUGGACUCCAAUUCCCAUCAGCCCCAGCCUGAAUGGCCUGUAAGGUAAGGAAGAUUGGGAGGAGCUGUGGCAAGGGAUGGGACCUACAUUUGAAGGGCCACAGGUUCCCCAUUUCUGGUAUAAAUGAUUCCAUGCUGGAUCAGAUCGAAGGUCCAUAUAGUCUGUUUCUCACUGCAGCCAAGCAGACAGGAUUGGUGUGUGUGUGUUUGCAGAUAGGGUAUUUUUUAUUGGGGGGGGGGGGGAGGGAUCAGUGAUCCACAUAAGUACAAGUGUUUUUGUAGUGUCAUAUGGCAUUGUCAGGGGAAAUGCCAGUCCCCAUUUAAUUUUUAUUUAACAGAAGUUGUACACCACUUAAUCAUAAAUAAUGCAAGUGAUUUACAUAAAAUAUAAAAUAUACAUUAAAACUAUUGAUAAAAAGCUGGAAGUUAAGAACAGGUUGACCUUAUGAAAAGUUUCAAAAUUCAGACAUACCCUUUCUGGGGAAAUCCUGAUAAUUAAAAAAUAAAAUAAAAUGAAAUACUCUGUUGCUAGUGACCUAUUUACAGUAUGAAAGCCCCAUCUGGAAACACCCUGAGAGUCACAGAACCAGUGUCAAAGAAAUGCAGGUUUCAUGCUAGAUCUUUGGUUUACCUUCUGAGUAAUCUGCUGGCAUUUAACAGGGCCCCCUCCCCCGUGAAUUCAUUUUAAAGGUUCAUAAGACUACUUGGUUGGUUGGUUGGUUAAUGGGCUUAUUUGUUCCUUCUAGUAAAAAAGAAGGAAAAGUGAGAGGGAGAAAAACAACAACAACAUAUUGCAUAUCAUUGCUUAGGUAUGGAUACUGGAAGAUAUAAAUAUAUUUAAGUAUAUUAAGAGUUUUCCAAAAUGUGUAGCCCCAGUUACUUUAGAGGUUAUACUGGUGUUGUGUUUUAUGAGACAAUGUGUUCUUGCUGGUAUUGUUAUAUUGCAUUUAAUAUUCAAAAUGUUUAAUAUUUUAAAAAUAUUUUUAUAUUAAAUGAUUUAUUAAAUAUUUCACGUUAGCUUGUAGAUUCUUGCAGAGAUUGUGACUAUUUCAUUCUGAAAAAAGAAAAAAAAUCUUCUGAAACUGGAGUGGAAGAUUUAGUGCCAAAUAAAAUCAGAGUAGCUGUUGUUUGAGGGGAAACAGCCCAUGUAGAUGUCCGUGCAGAAUAUGGACAGUUUCUAGGCAGAUCGUUCAUUUCCUGAUUUAAAACAUUUACACCCCAACACUGCACCUGUAAGGACCCAACAAUAUAAAACAAGGGAUUAAAGUAAAAAGAAAUCCACAAUAAAAUGAUAAGCAGUAAAGAAGAGCAAGCAAUAAAAGUAGAAAACCUAAAACGAUGCUGAAUAGCAAAAAGGGACAGAAACGUUGCACAGUCAGCCUGGAAAGCUUUCUAAAGAUCUGUUGUCUCAACUUGUUGCUUAAUUCAUAACAGUUUUCAAAUGGAUUUAGUGUUUGAAAGGUUCAGGGACCGCCUAGUGCUUUAUAUACUUGCUUGAUCACUCAGGUCUUGCGGGGAGUCCCUGUUAGUGAUGCGGGUGGCGCUGUGGUCUAAACCACAGAGCCUAGGGCUUGCCAAUCAGAAGGUCGGCAGUUCAAAUCCCUGUGAUGGGGUGAGCUCCCGUUGCUCGGUCCCUGCUCCUGCCAACCUAGCAGUUCAAAAGCACGUCAAAGUGCAAGUAGAUUAAUAGGUACUGCUCUGGCGGGAAGGUAAACGGCGUUUCCAUGCGCUGCUCUGGUUCGCCAGAAGCGGCUUUGUCAUGCUGGCCACAUGACCCGGAAGCUGUACGCCGUCUCCCUCGGCCAAUAAAGCGAGAUGAGCGCCACAACCCCAGAGUCGGUCACGACUGGACCUAAUGGUCAGGGGUCCCUUUACCUUUAGGCUCAGAUGCUCAUAUCCAACAGGAGCUGUGCAUUCAAUAUUGUGAAUCCAUUUAAAAAAAAAUUAGUUUAAUUAGAGAUUUUCCUGUGUCAUAAAACAAGCAAACAGGGAAAAGUACAUAUAGCACCUUCAUUUUUUAUUUAUAGAGUCUUUUUCACAGCUGGUUUACAUUUUAUAUGAGACACUAUCAUUCUAGAUUGCAUUCAGUUGGGGGGAGAGAGGGAGGGACAGAGAUGAGAAGGUAAUGUUCUUUUGUUCUAUAGCAUAGCGUUUGUGUAGAAUAUUGUGUCAGCAUCCUUUACGUUCCACCUUGCCCUUCGAGAUGAACCACAAACACCUUUGUGUGACUAAAUUGUUGCUAGAAGCAGCCAAAAAUCCCUGGCCCAUGCACACUUGGUCUGGCAUGGUGAACGCUUCCUAAAUUGUACUGCUUUGUGUGAUUGUUUUGGAUGGACGUGAUUGCUGCCUUGCUGAAGUCAUCCUGAGUCUUUCUUAUUUGUGUUCUUUAACAACGCUUAAAAGGGUUGUCACGUCUUCAGUUCCACUUUAGUAAUGUGGAUGGGAACUGAAUGAAGAUAGGAAGUGGCUCUUGUUGGGAAAAUGCCUCAUUCUGUAGUCCAAAUCAGCACCUGAAGGUAAUUUCCAAUAGAGAAGUGAGAUGUCAGCCAGCCUUUCCUUGUGCACAUCUCUGUGUGUGUACUUUGCUGCUAUUUCCAACUCAUUCAAGGUCAUGGGCAACUUGAGCAGCUUUCUACUGGCUUCCAGUUCCAACACCAUUAAUCAAAACAGUUAAAGAAAUGCAAACUUUAAAGCAAUGCUCCUUUGGUGCCACCCUGAGCUCGUUUGGGUAGAACAGAGGAGUUAGAAAUGUAACAAACAUACAUAAAAACUGCUAUGUGAGCAGCUCACCACAGCACUGCUUCUUUUGCUGCUGUUCCACUGUCCGGACUGGGAUGAGUCACCAACUGGGAACCAAAAGCCCAAAGAACAAGUUGAGAACAAAGCCAGGAGGCAGGACUGAAGGACAAGCCCAAAGGCCAAGCAAGGAUAUAGGAACAUUACAAUUCAGGUUUGCUGACCUCUCCCCACAACUGACUUAAUUUGUUUAUGUAGAUGAAGGAUGUAUGCAUAUCUAUUACUGGUCUUGAAACCCUUUCCAUUGGAAAGAAUGUAAACUUAUUUACAUACCAAUGCAUUAUCAAUUCAAGAAUACUUUUGCAUUUAUGAAAAUCAUUUUUUCCUUUGGGGAAUACUUUCUUUAUCACAUUUUCUUUCCCCCCUUAAAAAAAUACCCUUUAAGAAUACAACAGAAUACAACACCAGUGUUCUUCAGCCUUGUGUUCCAAGAUCAUUGCUGGACUAGAACUCCACCCAUCCCCAGAUUGUGUAGCCAAUGGGAAGGGAUGGUGGGAAUUGUAGUACAACAACAUUUGGACUCAAGGUUGAAGAACACUGAACUAGACAAUGGCAUAACUUGUGUGGUGUCCUUCAGAUGUUGUUGAAUUCCAACUCCCAUUAACCCUUGGCUGUGUUGGCUGGGCAUAAGGAGAGUUGUCAUUCAACAUCUGGAGGUCACCACAUUUAAGUCCCACCGUCUGAAUAUCCUAAACUCAUUUACCUGAGAGUAAGCCUUGCUAAACACAGAAGGGCUUACUUCUGAGCAACGUAAAAAAAAUUGUACUGAUUGUGUUCAGUAUGAUUCAAUAUUGUGUUCAAUAUUAUGUACUCCCAUAUAGAUUUUUGGGAGGGGGCAUUGAGUGACUGAGAAAGUUGUGGACCCUGUAGAUUUAUGCCUCCUUUAAAUCCACUCCAACACAUUCCUGAUCCACCCUCAACACAACGUCAUGAGCUGGUCUCCCAAAGGAGCCCACAGGGCAAGGCAAGUUAGUUGUUUCAGCACUAAGGAGAGCUCCUAGUGAGAAACUUGUUCCAACAAGUGAAGUUAAGUCUUUUGAGCGUCUGCCUCCAGUCCACCUCUGUUCCCUUUUAGAGGUCUAGAGUUUUUUAAAGAGCCAACCCUCUGACCAGAAGGUAGGCAGUUCUCCUAAGCUCCAUGUUCUGCAACCCGGUGUGCUUUUUGUGCUGUUGGACUGGUGAGGUACUGUGAGAGGCACAGGCGAAGGCACCCCGAAGGUCCUAGCUCUAAUUCUGAAGGCCCUGGUGCUUUGGGAUGUGGCUCAGUGGGCUCCUUCCUGCCAGUUUCUGGUUCAGUGGUCCCAUAAGUUUUAGGCUUGGGGCCAGAAACAUGGUCUGCCUCCUUAGUGGGUGACCCUGUAGACUCUGUCUCAGUAUCCUGGUCACUGCUUGAUUCUGGGGUCAUGACACAUUCUGCCCCUUUGUCUUUAGCAGUGUUGGAACUCUGACAUCCGUAAGGUCAAGGCUGCGGAGGUUUCCAUGGUGGUAGGAAGUAGUCUUGGAUAUCCCUUUCUGAUGUCAGACCAUCCUCAGAGAGGGAGACCUAAAACACCCAAUGGAUGAAAGAAGGGAGAAGUGCUGACCAGAUAAAAAUGGCAGAUUAAACUGAUGGAGUAUGCAGAGAUGGAGAGACUGACGGGAAAGAUCAGAAACCAGGAAGAUCAAGUAUUUCUAAAAGAUUGGAAUAAAUUUUUAACAUAUUUAAAAGACCAUUGUAAACAGUUAAAAUCAUUGGCAGGGAUACAAUGACACUUGUAAUAUGAAAUGAACUAUGGUAACUAUGGAAAUAUAACAGAUAGAUAAUGGUAAAAGAUGCAGAAUAUAUACAUAUAUAUAACCCAUGGAGGGAGAGAGGGAGGUCCGAAGGUUUGAAAUAACCUAUUAUUUUAAUGUUUUGAAAUGGUUAAAGUUAAAAUGUAUAAAAUUAUGUAAAACGAAUAAAACAUUAUAAAAAAGAAAAGAAAAGAAACACCCAAAGGCCCCUGGGAUACCCUUUCAAGGGUCAUAGGAUUUGCAGCCUUAGCAAAUUUUAUAUUGAUAUCAUUGAUUUCACCAAUACAAAAGACAACAUUUGAAUGUCAAAUGCUGGUUUCAAACUUCAAAUGGUUGCAUUUUUACACCAACAUUUGGACACUCAGCAACUUAUGAAAUAUAAAACCUUUCAGUCCAGCUCUGCUAUAGACCCGAAUAGACCAGUUCUUAUUAUAAUUGACCUGUUUUGCGGGCAUCAUGUGAACAUCAGACUGUAAGACCAUUGAUAACUAAAUUGCUAACUAAUUGUUAUUUUAAGGUUGAAAUUAUUAGUUUGAUAUUAACUGAGAGCUUUGUUUUAAACUGAAAAGUGGGCUGCAAAUACCUGAAAUAAGAAAUUAUGAAAUUGAAAUUGAAAAGUGUCUAAUCUCCAAACUUUUAAACCGGGAAUACUCAUGAUUUUAAAAGGUGAAAUACUCCAAUUGACUAUAAUUGCAGGCUUAAAGCCAAGUCCACCCACUUAAGUGCUUUGUGAAUUAGAAUUCUUUGGGACAGAAUAUGCAUCCCUAAAUAGACAGUCAGCAUCUUUUAUGAAGGAUGUCCCAGAUGUGAUGUGUGGAUAUCCUUGACACCUAUAUUUAAAAAUUGAAUUCUGUAAUGUUCCUGUAUGCAGACUUUAUUUCUGGAAGAACUUGGUGUGCUUGAUCUUGUGUCACUCAGAUAGCUUUUCCUAAUGUGAUAACAACUCCUAAGGCAUUUUGUGAAAAUAUUUGAGAUGAGCUAUAAAAUUAUUCUGAUUAGGCUGUGCUUCCCUUUGCUUCAUGGGAAAGAUAUGCUAAAGUUGCCAUCGCCUCUGCACUUGGUUCAGGGGGGCUUAAAAUCUCCAUGGAAAUGUCAGCAAUAGAAGGAUAGAGAGAACAGAGGCAGGAGGGGGUUGACUCACGGCUUCAGAAUUAAUUCCCUGUAGGCUGAAUAUGUGAAUGGCAGAUGUGUUAUACUGCAAGUGGCAUUUUACAUAUGACCAGAAUGGCAACAAACAGAGGAGAGAUUCUCAACCUGUGUGGCAAAGACUAAGAAACAAAUGAGAUCAACAGGAACUCCUGUACUUCAAAUGGCAAUGGGGCAGAAGAGGGGUGGAGGAGAAAUUCAAUUCAGGUUGCAUUAAACUCAAACUUUCCUAAUUUUCAUUUCCCAAAACAAUAUGCAAACUGAAACACAGUGUUUGGGACUUUUUACUUUAGAGGGAAGGCGAGUAAGAUUAUACAAUUGUGCGUGGCAUAGGGAACAUGGACACAGAAAAUGCAACUCUCACAACACUAGACCUCAUGAACUUCCGAUGAAGCUGAAUGUUGGGUCAGAUUCGGUACAGAUAAAAGAAAGUACUUCUUUAUGCAGUGUACAGUGGUACAUCGGGUUACAUACGCUUCAGGUUACAUUUGCUUCAGGUUACAGACUCCGCUAACUCAGAAAUAGUGCUUCAGGUUAAGAACUUUGCUUCAGGAUAAGAACAGAAAUCGGACUCCGGUGGUGCAGCAGCAGCAGGAGGCCCCAAUUAGCUAAAGUGGUGCUUCAGGUUAAGAACAGUUUCAGAUUAAGAAUGGACCUCCGGAAUGAAUUAAGUGCUUAACCUGAGGUACCACUGUAUAGUUAAACUAUUGCUCCCACAGGAGGCAAUGAAGGCCCCCAACUUGGAUGGCUUUAAAAAUGGGUUGCUGGAAACCACAAGAGAAGAGCGUGCUUUGUGCUCGGGCCCCACUUGUAGAUUUCCCUCAAAUACCUGGCUGGCCACUGGGACAAAAGGGCCUCGUCCAGCAGGACUCUUCUGAUAAUGUUCUUACAGUUCAAAAUUCACACUUCUCUGAAUUUUGCAAUGCCCUUUUCCAGCCAAGCAACAUGCACAAACAGACAUGAUUGUGCACAGAAACACAUAGUGAAAAAUGGCAUGAUUAAGGAAACACACACAGUAAGGGAAACUGCUUUUCCAUGUAUACGCAGACAAAAUUGCAUACCGAAAUGUGUAUAUUAGGCAAAAUUGCGCUCAAAAAUGUAUAUUAGAAAUUCACGCUAAAAUGCUGGUUAAUUUUCGCAAGGACUUAACAACAACAAAAACCACCCACUGAUGUGAAAAUGUGGAGAGUCAAAAUAGGAAAGAGGAACAGGAGCUAAUGUGACCGUAUAAAUUGUUAAUUCAAAUAUAUACCAGAGUGCUAACCACAACACAAAAGUCUCAAGGAACGCUGGCCAGAUGUUCUCGCAUUUCUCUUCUUUGUGGUCACGCUGAUACUUUGCCAGCUCAAGGAAGGACAGGGAGUGCAAAUCAUUAAUCCGUUGUUGUAUGGGAGGCAAUGACUUCUGCUUCCAGUGUUGAAGCACUAUGCAUUUUGGCUGACCCUAAAGCACUCAUUACCUAGUUCAUGACCCAGCAGUGCAUUUCAAUUUAUUUGCAGAACUUGAUAAGUAGUCAUGCAAACUUGCUUUAAAUAUUACUACUACUAAUAAUAACAAUGCAACACAGAUUUACAACAUCCCUUGCCUUUAUUUCACUGCUCUCCCCCUGCCAUGUUGUGAUUUUGAAUUAAAAGCAGUAUGUAAAUAGCAAUAAACAAACAGUUAACACCAAUCAGUUCCAAUCAAAUACGCAGAUGACUUCAGGAGUGGAGAACCUACAGCCCUCCAUAAGGGUUACUUAUUUCAUUUUUUAAAAUGUUUAUAUCUAUUGUGUGCUUUUAGUUGUAUGUGUUAUAAUUUAUGCCUUGAGCCAUCUUGGGUCCUGCACUGGGGAAAAGGCGGGAUAAAAAUAAAAUAAAUAAAUAAGUUGUUAGACUCCAACUCCCAUCAGCCACAGCCAGAAACGCCAAUGAUCUGGGGUGAUGGGGCUUGUAGUCCAGCAAUGUCUGGCAGGCUGCAGAUUAACCACCCCUAGAUUAAUUGGACUGCUGAUCUGUGGCUAUAUAAAAGACACUUAGGGCCAAAUUAGGUAUUGCCAAAGACUUCUUUGUCUUUUUGGAGGGCUUCCCCCUUCCCAAAAAAAUUCUAUAUGCCCCUGAUUUGAACUGAUUUUACCUUUGCCUCCCAUGCUGAUUUUCUGCUACAGAUUACACAUCCCCCAAACUGCUCUUACGAUGAAAGAGAAAACAAACAGGUUCCGUGGUACCUCGGGUUACAUACACUUCAGGUUACAGACUCCGCUAACCCAGAAAUAGUACCUUGGGUUAAGAACUUUGCUUCAGGAUGAGAACAGAAAUCGCGCAGCAGCAGCAUGGCGGCAGUAGGAGGCCCCAUUAGCUAAAGUGGUACCUCAGGUUAAGAACAGUUUCAGGUUAAGAACGGACCUCCGGAAUGAAUUAAGUACUUAACCCGAGGUACCACUGUAUUAAUAUGGGAGUCUGUGUCUUUUAAACUCUGAAAUUAACGGUUGUUUCAUGGGAGCCAUUUACAUACACCAAGGAACUGAUGUGGGGCUAAAGGCAAACCCCCUCUCUUUUUGCACUGUACCGCUGACCCCCAUCACUUUGCCCUUCUGCAACAAAUCUCAGAACUUCUCUUUCCUUUCUAGUUUAGCCCUCAGUAGCCAUUUCACUUUGUCAGAGACUUGCUUUGCCUGUGACAUCUUUUUUCAGUGCACUGUGGGAGUGUUGCUAUCUUGAGAAUAGGCCAGAGCACAUGCUUGGCAUGCAGAAAAUACCAUGUUCAUUCUUUGGCCUUUCCAGUUAAAGUAAGGAGCGCUGAGAAGGACUCAGGGGAGUUGCUGUCACCAGAGAUAGGAUUGGGCAAAAUGAUGACCCCCUUCUGUACAAGGCUGCCUCAUCUGUGGAUGCCAUCAGAAGCAAAUCGUCUUUUCUUGUAAUUUUAUAUCUCUGUAGGAAAGGAUUGUUUCUCCUCCCGCAAGUUUGGCACUUCCCUCUGUGGGAAAUAAGAGCCUAUAAUUUAAAGAUCCUGGGUUAUCUGCACACCUCCCACACACAGAGAGUUCAGCUACUUUUUCAUCUAAUCAUCUGUACCAUGAAAGUAGAGCCGACUCUCUAACUUUGUUCAAUUCUAUAACAGAUGUUGGUGCUGGUUUAAAGUUGCUCACGUACAGCAAAGUGAAAGCAAAUUCCCAUCCAUGCACAACACCAUUCCAAAUGGCGAUGGCCAUUUGAUGAGAUAACAAGAACCUAAGACAAACCUGCUGGAUCAGCCCGAUGGCCCAUCUAGUCUAGCAUCCUGUUCUCACAGUGGCCAGCCAGCUGCUGUUGGGAAGCCUGCAAGCAGGACAUUAUCGCAAGAACACUCUCCUCUCGUGGUUAAUUGCAACUGGUAUUCUGAGCCAUAAUGCCACUGACAGUGGACAAGGAACAGAGAAAUCCUGGCUAGAAGCCACCGAUAGCCUUGUCCUCUAUGAAUUGGUCCAAUGCUCUUUUCAAGCCACCCAGGCUGGUGGCAAUCGCUGCAGGUACUGGCUCCCGGUGGAGUACAGGGUCAGGUUUAAGGUGCUGGUUUUGACCUUUAAAGCCCUAUGCGGCCUAGGAUCCACAUACCUACGGGACCGCCUCUUCUGGUAUGCCCCGCGGAGGACCUUAAGGUCCACAAAUAACAACACUUUGGAGGUCCUGAGCCUCAAGGAGGUUAGAUUGGUUUCAACUAGGGCCAGGGCCUUUUCAGCAUUGGCCCUGACGUGGUGGAACACUCUGUCACAAGAGACUAGGGCCCUGCAGGACUUGACAUCUUUCCGCAGGGCCUGCAAGACAGAGCUGUUCCACCUGGCCUUUGGUUUGGACUUGGUCUGACUCUUAUGUUUCCCUCCCCUUAUGGUUUUGAUUUAUCAGCUACUUUAAAAUAAGGCUGCAUUUUAAAUUGCAUUUUAACUUGAAUUUUAAAUUGGUUUCCCCCCCUUUCCCCCUAUUAUGUUUUUACUGUGAUUUUAUUGGUAUUAGCCUGGCUCUGGCUGGGGAGGGCGGGGUAUAAAUAAAAUUUAUUAUUAUUAUUGAUCUACUACCAAGGGGUUAUGUGCACAACCUGGAUGCACUGGGGCUAGAAAUGGGGAGAAAUUCAGUUCACAUUGCAAUACAGGGUCUGCAAGCCUUGACCAGGGCUGAGGCUGGGGUUGGCAAAAUGGAGGUCCUUGCCAUCAGAGGUCUGACAUCUUCUUAAAACUGUAUUGUUCAGAUAAGUUCCCCCUCCCAACCCCCCAACCCCGUGAUUCUUUGACAAGCAGUUCCUACAGAUGAAUUUUAUGUUUUUAUUAUCUUUGUUGCAAUGCUGUGCUUUUCAUCUGCAUACCGCCUUGGGAUAUUUGGUAUGAAAGCACACUUUAUCAAUAUUUUAAUAAGUAAAUGACGCAAACUUCCCUUGUCCGCUCUCCCUGGAACAACACCCGAACCAAAGUACUGCCGCUAUCCUUCAAAGCUUGUACUCCUCUGAAUUUUGUGGUGCAGGCCCUCCGACAGAGGGUCAUAAAAAGAGGAGUAGCUGGUAGAGAGGUGGUGCUCAGCUGCCCCCCAACCCCGGGCACUGAUGUAAUUGAGACUAUGCCACCAAGGAGAGGGAAAGGGAUGAAGCAAUAGGGAAGUUUUCAUGGUGUGAAUGAAUCUGUGGAACCAGCCUGGUGCUCCCACCAAAGCAUCUCUGGUAACCUCCCUACCUUGCCCUUCUCCCUCGGAGUAAGACACAGCAACGCCGGUAGUGGGAGGUCAGGAAAGCGCUGCUGCCCUCGUUGCUGGCUACCUCUGUACAAAAAUGCAUCUUUGGGGAGGGGGCAGCAGGGGAAGACUGCAAAAAAAUAGCCUGCCAAAAUGUCUGUUUUGGGUAAAAUUGCAUACAAAGAUGUGAGCCUUGGGAGAAAAGUGCACUAAAAUGCUGCAAAUUUAUGUGGAAAUGUGGAGAGCUGAACCUAAAUGUGGAAAAACAACCAGAGAGAAACCCAAACUGACCUAUUAAUCUGUCCCUAAUUAGCACCUAGAGGUUUUCAUGUAGGAUCAGAAGUCUAUACCAAGGUCCUUACAGAGACGCUGAUUUAAUCAGGUGGAAGUCUAAUUUCCGCAAGUGAAAUUUGUUCAUUUUACGUUUUGCUUGGUCUCCACUUCCAAGUUUAUUUUAAUCUGAAAGAGUAUAUUUCUCUGUGGUUCCCAGGAUUCUGCUCAGUGACCUUAUGAUAUUGGCAUGUUGCCAAAUAUAACCUCACAGUGACAUUCCGGUCUCUAUAGGGCAGCCGGGUUCUAGCCAUUCUGCAGCUCUGGGGAGUUAGAACCUUGACAUAGCAUGGUGGCUUUGAAAGACUAAAGCAAUAGGAAUGAAUAAAAAUAAGACUUCAGAUGCUUUUUAUAGAAACAAUGUAUUUGGCAUGCCGCUGAUGUCAUAUAGGUGCUCAUUUUGAGCUGACAGGUUUGUCCUGUGUAAAAUAUAGAAGGGCAUUGUUGGCAAAUGAUGACAUUGGCAAUUAAGCAGGUGAAAGAACCCCCUGAUGUGAAUGGCUUUUUUCGGUCCUGCAAUAUUGCUCCUCAAGUAGAAAUGGAGACAAAGCUGGCAUCCACGUGUGUCAUGGAGACUAAUACAACUACCGUACCUCCCUUAGAAAUUGUUAACGUAGAUAUAGUGAGCAUUUCAGAAACUUGGUCAGAUUGUGAGAAUCAAUGGGAUACAGUCGUUCCUAGAUAUAAACUUACAGAAAGGAGGUUGCGCUGGCAGUGCUGCUGCUCAGUAUGCCAAAAAUUAACAAUGUAGUUCUAAGCACAUUUGCUCCAACAUAAUUUCCACUGAACUAUUGGUAUUAGAUAGGCACCAUUGUUGCCUACUUUUCAAUACUGUUAAAAACUAUUUUGUUUAGGCAAGGCUACAUAGACAUGCAAAGUGCAAGUAGAUAAAUAGGUACCGCUCCGGCGGGAAGGUAAACGGCAUUUCCGUGCGCUGCUCUGGUUCGCCAGAAGCGGCUUAGUCAUGCUGGCCACAUGACCCGGAAGCUGUAAGCCAGCUCCCUCGGCCAAUAAAGUGAGAUGAGCACUGCAACCCCAGAGUUGGUCACGACUGGACCUAAUGGUCAGGGGUCCCUUUACCUUUUUACACAGACAUGCAGUUUUAUUGUGUCCAAUUUCUUUUUCAAAUAUGUUGAUUUUUAUCUAUAGUUUGAUAAUUUUAUUGUUUAAAGUAUGUUUAUAUUGCUAUUCUUUAAAAAAAAUACCAUUUUAUGUAAAUUGCUUAGAGAUUAUUAUUAUUAUUAUUAAGUGGUAUAUAUAUCUUGUUAGAGAAACAGAUUUUUAAAAUGUGCUGAUUAGGGCUUAUACUAGUAUAGUAAGAGGCCUUAGGAUUGUGCUGCACAUCACAUAACUUUUUGUGUGUAGAAAUAGCAGACCAAAAAAAGCUGAUGCAGAGAUGGAAAAAAAGGAAUGUGGGGGGACUGAAAACUGAAAAUGAAUGACUUCAGUCAUCCUAAUGUUAAUUAGAUAAAUGUAUAGCCAGAUGAAGACAAAGAUACAAAGGGGAAAACUCUAGUACUUUUUAGUAGUAAACUGCAUUGAAUAUAAGAGAUCUACUUCUGAAUAACCACUUUAGGCCUGAAUGUCACUGACACUUGGGAGGAUGCUAUACUUGUUUUAAUAUUUAGCCGUGUCCAGAAUUUGGUUAAAGGUGUCAGUGUUAGCAAACCGCUUUGGGAAAGUGACCACAACACUUUCAAUUUCAAUAUAUAUGAAUGAGUGGGAAAUUGUCUAGAAAAUUCAACACUAUCUUUUAUUUUUUUACCAUAUUUCAAAAAGUAAAAAGGAGCUUUUUAAAGGAAACCACUAAAAUUGUUGAGCUGUUUUUAGGAAAACCAGAAAGUUGUUGAGCUUCUUUUAGACAAACCACAAAUUUAUUGAGCCUUUGGACGUCAAAUCCACCUUUGAAAUCCUGGUAAUGUCCAGGAAAAUCUGGACAUAUGGCAGCCCUAUUUUACCAAGAAGAGGAAAUUUCUAACAGUGAGGGGAUUUCUCAAAAAGAGGUUGGAAAGCGUUAGAGGAGUGUCAAAUUAUUUCAGGAAUCUUGGAGGUUGUUUAAAACCAUUAUAAUCAUGACUCAGACAAAACAUAUGUCAUAGAUCAGAAAAGUAUGAAUAUGUUUAAGAGGGUGCUGGUGUGGUUAAGUAACAGUGUGAAAAGAGUCAUGAAGGGGAAUAAUUUUUGCUUUUAAAAGUGAAUUUCUUGCCCAAGUGAGAAAAAUACAGUAAACAGAAGUGGUUGAUAAGCCAAUCAAAAAGGGAAUCAGCCUCAUUCCCAGAGAACUAAAGGGUAGCCAAAAUAGUCAGGAUUAAUACCAUAAAGAAAAAAAGUGGGCCAGCAAAACUGCAAGCCAAAUAACUGAGCAGCUAGAACAGCUUCCUUAAGACUAAAGCAUCAGAGACUUUAGUUUGGAAAAAAGAGGAUGGAGGCCAAGAAGGGGGUGGAAGGCAUGAUAAAAGCUCAUGUUAUAAAUGGUAUCAAUGAAGUCGAAAGACAACAUUCCCACUCUAUACCGCUAGAACCAGUCUUCGGGGAUUAUGGGAGUUGUAGUCCAAAACACAUACAGUAUAUAAUAAUCGUGAAACCACAGAAUGAUCAAAAUAAUUUGGUGCCCAUGACUAAGAAAGCCUUGCUCUCCAGGGUCUGUGAAGCAAGGUCUCUAUCAAAGAUCUCUGAGCCAAACUAAACACGGCAUUAAUUGUGUGAAUGCAGAUAACAUGCGCUUUGAAAAAUGUAAACAGCAGGUGUAGGUAAAGCUGAGAAGCUUUGUGAUGACAGAGUUUGGGGAGGGAGAGCUUCACCUUUCUGCCCUUACCAGAGUGUUGUUGUGAGUUUGCAUGCCUGGCCUGUGAUGAGUGCAGUGCAUACAUGGCAAUUUUGGCUGCCACCACCACUGCUGGGAUGUGGCCCCUGGAGGGUUGGCCACAACCUUGCAUGUGGACCUGAGGAAGAAAAAGGCUAGCACCCCCCCACCCCCACCCUGAUAUAUAGGGUGGAACAUCUGAGAAGGGAACGUGUAGCACUCAUUUGCAUUUCACAGUCCAACAAAAAACAUACAGCCACUGUAGCAUUGUGCCUUAUGUCUUUCUUCAAAACCUUUUUACAAGUAUUGGGGGUGGGGGUGGGGGGAGAAACAAGAGAGCACACCGUGUCCUGAGACAAUUUUAUUAUUGCUUCCGUCUUUGCACCAUAAAACAGUAACAGAACGUCGAGCAUAAAACGACUGUCACAACUAUAACACAGUUUAAAGAAUGAUUGUUCUCUAUCUAUUCCUUAGACACAAAUGCCUCCUGGAGCCUGUGCAGAUGCAUUUAAAGCAGAUUUGGCACAAAGGAGAUGAAUUAAUGUAAGUACAAAUCCUGCAGUAUUGAUUCUUAUGCUAAAUGCACAUUUCUUCAAUGGACAUUGUACAUUAGGGCAAAGAGCUAAUGCACACUCCAGGCUUGAUUUAAAUUGCUGGACAAAGAACAGCAGAACCCAGACAUUGAAGGACAUAUCAGAUGGCUUCAAAUCAGGGCACUGCGGGUGUUGAUUCAGCACCAGCAAGACUGCCUCCUGGGACCAGGCAGAAUCAGGUCACAGACACAUAGAAAGCUGCCUUAUGCCGAGUCCAUCAGGCUGAGUAUUGUAUUUAAUGAGUGUCAGCAGCUCUCCAGAGUCCUAGAGAGGGCUCUUUCCUAGCCCUACCUGACAAUGCUAGGGAUUGAACCCAGGACCUUCUGCAUACGAAGUGUGAGCUCUACCACAGAGUUGCAAACUAACAAUGAGUGUAGAAGUCUUCCAGGGUGCUUUAUUCCUCCUUCUGCUAGCAUGGCCAACCAAACUGCCUAUUUUCCUGGGAGUCCAGCCAGUUAGAAUUUUAAGGUCUGGCUGGACUGUCAUCUUCUUGGCUCAUGGGCAGAACAGGAAGAAAAAAGUCAGAAAAACUCUCCCCCCCCUUAGUGCAGAUGUGUACUGGACUGGAUAUGGGUGCUGCUCAAUGCUUGAAAGAAAUACAUUUCUGCAUGUUCAGGGCACUCUAGAGCGAACUCCCACCAUUCAAAUUGGAACUCUGGGGCUUCUACUUGAACACCAAAAGGCACCAAUCAUUAAAGUUAAAUAUGAUGUAAUGAACGAGAACAAGAGUGAAUUUUAAAACGUUUACUUUUUAUUUAAAGGAAGCUAGAGUAUGCAAGAGGAAUUAAAUGUGAUGAAGAAAGAGGAAGCUCCCUGCAAUAUGGAUGGCAUACAAACCCUUCCCUUUCCCCACUGCUUGGACCCUGUUGUGAAGUCAGACGUAGCUUCACCCCUCAAUGAAGAAUUCAGAGCACAGCUUGCCCAGUUUGGAUAUGGCCCUUCCCCUGCAGAACUGCAGAACUUCCAGGGCUCCUUAGAAGGGGGAUCUCGCAAGCGUAAAAGCAUGCCCACGAAAAUGCCCUCUGCCAUCUCACCAGGAGAGCCCACCUCCCCGUCGCACAGGUCUGAAGACAUCCCCACUGCAGGUUCUCCUGACCUCCCUUUAAUAUUCCAGCACCACCACACACAGCCAAACUACAAUGCCCACAUGAUUGACCUGUGCAACAUUGGCUUUCAGUUCUACAGAACUCUGGAACACUUUGGAGCACAGCCUAUCAAGGAAGAACCCAUCAAGCCUAAUGUGCUCUGGCCUGGACCUGCCCCAUUUCUGCAGGUGCCCUAUCCGUACUACCCUAAAGUUCACCCUUCUAUGAUGUUUCCAUUUCUUAUGCCCCCAGAUUUUCAUUUCAGGAGCCCUUUCCCACUGAAAAGGCCUCCGGAGCCUCCCUUCUCCAGGAGGACGGAGUUAGGGGAACAAGCUGAAAGUAAACAAAAGGUGGAGAGGGUGGAUGUCAACAUUCAGAUCGAUGACAGCUAUUACGUCGAUGUGGGAGGGGAACAAAAGCGCUGGCAGUGUCCCAUGUGCGACAAGUCCUACACGUCCAAAUACAACCUGGUCACCCACAUUCUGGGGCAUAGCGGCAUCAAGCCGCACGCUUGCUCUCGCUGCGGCAAGCUUUUCAAGCAGCUAAGCCACUUGCACACCCACAUGCUCACCCACCAGGGCACCCGGCCUCACAAAUGCCAAGUGUGCCACAAGGCCUUCACCCAAACCAGCCACCUGAAGAGACACAUGAUGCAGCACAGCGACGUCAAGCCUUACAGCUGCAGGAUCUGCGGGAGAGGUUUUGCCUACCCCAGCGAGUUGAAAGCCCACGAGUCCAAGCAUGAGAGCGGCCGGGAGAAUAUUUGCAUUGAGUGCGGCCUUGACUUCCCAACCUUGGCUCAGCUGAAGAGGCACCUGACCACCCAUCGAGGCCCUAUACAGUACAGCUGCACAGAGUGUGAUAAGACCUUCCAGUACCCAAGCCAGCUGCAGAAUCACAUGAUGAAGCACAAGGACAUCCGCCCGUACAUCUGCACCGAAUGCGGCAUGGAGUUUGUUCAGCCCCAUCACCUCAAGCAGCACUCCUUGACUCAUAAGGUAAGUCAGUGUCGGUGAUUCCUGUCGCAGAUAUUAAUAUUGUGCAGCUUGAAGCGACUGGAUGCCUAAAAAAUGGCUCAGGACAAGUUACUUGUUGUUUACUGUUGUAACAAUUGUUUUAUCAACAUUUAUCUUCUGUACCAUGAAAAUAAAACAGCCAAAAAAAACCCUCCACUGCCCUACAACUGGUUCUUUUUGGAGCGAAACAUCGUCCAGAGCCAUUCAAUAUUAUUCAAAACUUUACUUGCAGAACAUUCUUCAAAACAGAAUAAAAACAUCAAAGAUACACCCAAACAGUUCCAUAAAAUAUAUGCUUAUUCAAGCAUAGGUUCCGUCUCUUCUUAAAAAUAGCUUUAAACAGGAUUGAGAUCAAACCUUUGUCUCUCCUCCAUUCCCGCCUCCAUUACAGCCUGAGGCUGUGUGUUCCUGGAGAGCCAUUCACACAUCCUUACUCCAUGGAGCCUGGGAACAAAGAUUCUAGCUACCCCCCUUCCAAGAUGGCGGAUUUGCAAUUCAAUAGCCUCCCAUGUGAUCUAAAUUUAAACACCUCAUCAUAGCUACUAGAGAGCAUUUGUCAACUCGUGAAGCAGCUCAUAGAGCUCUUCUUGCUUUUCUUUAGCUUCAAUGGAAUUUUCCACUUAAACCCUUUCAGCAACACACAUAGGCAUUCUCCAUUUCAGUGUCAGUUAAACAAUUAUACUUAACAAUUCCCAACUGGUGGGCUAUAGGUACCUUAUUGGUGAGCUGCUAAAUGUACCUGCAUUUGAACCAGGGAUGGCAAACUACAACUCCUACCAUCCUGACCAUUGGCUGUGCUAGCUGGGACUGAUGGGAGUUGAAGUGCAACAACACAUUUAAUGAAAAGACAAGGAAAGGAUGUGGCAGAUGGUCAUUCCCACUAAAGUGAGAAAUCGGGAAUUGCUGUGCAGGUCUUAAAAUAGCUAUAUGUUUCAGUUUCCUUGCUGUUCUGUUUUUCAAGGGUGUGAAGGAGCACAAGUGUGGGAUCUGUGGCCGAGAGUUCACGCUACUCGCUAAUAUGAAGAGGCACGUAUUAAUUCACACCAACAUCAGGGCCUACCAGUGCCAUUUGUGCUUCAAGAGCUUCGUACAGAAACAGACGCUCAAAGCCCAUAUGAUUGUCCACUCAGAUGUCAAGCCCUUCAAAUGUAAGGUGAGUCCUUCAAAGACAGACAACCCAGUCGAACGGAAUGGCACCCAAGUAGAAGCCAGUCGAGUAGAAGGCAUGGCGAAUAAAAAUAGGAACGCCUUGCGUAGUAAAGAGCAAAAUUGUGAAAUAAUAUAAUGUCUGUAGGUAGAACUCUUGACUGAAUCCCCGUAGCUUCCAUAGUGAUUCAACCACUUGAAAACUGGCAAGUGAUUGUAUUGUUUUUAUUUAUUUGUACACCGCCCUUCAUCCGAAGAUCUCAGGUGGUUCACAACACAAAAGCACAAGAUGAAAACACAAAAUACAUAACCAAAUCAAUAGUAGUAAUAUAACCUGAGACUCCAUUUUGGCUCCUCAGCAGAAAAUAUGGGUUUAAUUAAUGAAUUGGUUAUGUAUCUUAUCACACUUUUCAGGAAAAUAUACUCGCAAAGUGGAACACAUAAAGCCAAACAACUUAUCAAAUAACUGUAUGAAAUCUACAUUGUGUUUUGUUUUUGUUUCAUUACAUCUAUGUCCUUCCUUCCUUCCAUUACUGAGCCCAGGAUGCUUCUCUGUGUGUAAAGGCAUAAUAAUAAAUUCAGUAGCUUUGCCACCCUUUCGUGAUGCCCAAGUCUGCUUUAUUAAACCUAACUGAACACUUAGUCCCUUAAGAAGAGGGAUAUUUGCAUAUUUGAGAAGAGACUAAUUCUUGACAGCUCUUAAGAGUUAAGACAACCUGUGGUAUUAUUCAUCACCAUAAAUGGGCCGUACCUAAAUCUUAAUAGAGUUUUCACAGACAAUAAAUGCUAAAAGAACCUUAGAAUUUGUUCCACAUCAUUGGUGUGAAUGCUGUUUAAGAGAGACAGAAAGCAAAAAGACAGCCAGUUUCCAGCUGAAUGUGUGUUUUGGUGUACAUACUGUCUUUUUGAUGGCAGGUGAAGACUUUUCACUUUUCCCAGACAAUGGGAUAGGUUAUAAUGUCCCAAAUACUGCUGGUGUUUGCAUGGAAGCUCUUUUUAAAAUUUUUGUGCAGAAGAGUCUGCUAACAUGUGGACAUCUAGAGCCAGAGUCAGGAAGUGUGUUUGAUGCCAGGGGCGGGACUAGGAGCGUUCCCCAAUGGUCAGAUCAUGCCACAUUUAGGCAAAGAGCAUGUGAAUGGGGUAUACCAAACAACAGAAUACCUCCAUGCUGCUUUUUAAUGUUUUGCCACUUUUGGAACGCUGGCUUAGUUGUGUUCUUGUUUUCUUCUCAUGCCCUUCGUUGAAAUGAGGAAGCUUUGAAGCUCAACUGUUAGGCUUGAUCCUUUUUUUUAAUUUCCUUUCUGUUUUAUUCCUCAUCUCGAGAUUGCACUUUCACAGCACUUAGUAUAAUUGCUCGUCUGCUGAUGAUAAAUAUAUCUGACAUUUGCAUAGCACAUUUCAUCCCAAAGGGAGGUCAAGGAUGCUUAACAAUUUGAUAUACUGGCUAAACACAUGAAUCAAUCCAUGCGUGCGGAAGGUUUUUUUGUUUUUUUUAUCAGAACCCAAUACAAAUGAUGCUCAGACCUUAAGGCUGGGUGUAUAUUAACAAGAUUGGAUAGGGUGUUAUCAUAUUUCAAACAGGAUAAAGGAAAUUAGUUAAACUCCCACUUAAUCUGCAUUGCAGGGUCAUAAAAAUUAAACUCCCAGAAUUGGAUAUCUGCUGCUUCAUGAGACUAGCCAAAGCUUUGCUCUGAGCUGCAGGAGAAGAACACAUUGGUGCAAUCCUGCACUUUAUCUUCAUUGCUCAGCUGCCCCCUUAGUUGGCAAUUCCCUCUAAGUACACUGCUGCUUCAUCCCAUAUUAUUUGCUAUGGCAGCCUUUGCCAACCAGGUGCCUUCUAGAUAUUUUGGAUUAUAACCCCCAUGAGCCCCACCCAGACCACUGUAUAUGCAUAGACUAUAUUGCUCCAGGGAUCAGCUGGAAUGCAUUCUUUCUGUUGUGUGAUGGAAGAGGCACUCACAACUUCUGCAUGAUCCACAGUUUGGAGCCAUUUGGGAAGUGAAGCAGUGUCUAUGCAGGGAAAGUAUAUAUUAAGAGAAAGCGAGUGUAAAAAUACAUAUAUUUGUGUGAAAACAACAUUCAGAAAUGCAUUAUAUGAUGUAAACUUGCUGGGCAAAAUUGCAUGGGAAAAUGCGUAUAUUAAGGGAAAUGCACACUUAAAUGGUGGUGAAUUUUUUUGAGGACUUAAAAUAAAUAAAUGCAACCCUAUGCAGAAAACUGCCAAGCUGAAUUUUAGACUGGGAAACUGAAAGAAACUGGAAUUUGAAUAGAUCUGUACAUUCCUAGACCCACCCAGCAUGGCUAGUGAUGAAUAAGGAUUAGAGUUGUAAUCCAACAACAUCUGAAGUGCCCCACACACCCCUUCCCUGCACCAUAAGAAUAUAAGAAGAGCCUGUCAGAUCAGGCCCAUCUAGACCAGCACCUUCUUCCCUCAAUGGACAACCAGAUUCCUGCGGGAAACCUGUAAGCAGAACCCAAGGAUAAGAGAACUCUCCCCUCCUGUUGUUUCCAGGAACUGGUAUUCAGAAGCAUUAAUGCCUUGAUCUAUGGAGGAAAAAGGGACGCGGGUGGCGCUGUGGGUUAAACCACAGAGCCUAGGACUUGCCGAUCAGAAGGUCAGCGGUUCGAAUCCCCACGACGGGGUGAGCUCCCAUUGCUCGGUCCCUGCUCCUGCCCACCUAGCAGUUUGAAAGCACAUCAAACUGCAAGUAGAUAAAUAGGUACCGCUCCAGCGGGAAGGUAAACGGCGUUUCCGUGCGCUGCUCUGGUUCACCAGAAGCGGCUUAGUCAUGCUAGCCACAUGACCAGGAAGCUGUACGCCGGCUCCCUCAGCCAAUAAAGUGAGAUGAGCGCCGCAACCCCAGAGUCGGUCACGACUGGACCUAAUGGUCAGGGGUCCCUUUACCUUUACCUAUGGAGGAAAAACAUAGUCAUCGUGGCUAGUAAUAAUCAAUAGCCUUCUCCUCAUAAAUCUGUCUAAUCCUUCUCUUAAGUCAUCCAAAUUGGAGAUCAUCUCUGCUUCCUGAAUGCAUGAGUUCCACAAUUUAACCAUGAGCCCUGGGAAGAAAUACUUUCUUUUAUCUGUCCUGAAUCUUCAAGCAUUCGUCUUCAUUGGAUGUCCACGAGUUCUAGCGUUUUGCGAGGAGAAAACCUUUUGCGCAUUUUUUUUAUGAACUUCUAUCAUGCAACCUUUUCUCUAAAACAUGCCCAUUUCUCGGGGAAUAAAAAUACGCCACUUGUAUUCCCAGCACUGGGUUCAUGAUAAAUCCUGAGCGUCUUGUUCCAGACAGGCAGCUUAUAAAGUGAUAAAAUAAAGGAAUGGCUAAACAAAUAAAUCAGAAGGAAAACAAGGGAGCGGAGAAUCAGUUUUUCGAGGCUCUUCCUCUCCUGGACUUUAAGAACCUCCUAAGGAGUUUGGGCUCCAUUAAGCCUCUUUGGCUGGCAUUCAGUGAGUUAAGGCAAUGACCAGAUAGCCGCUGUUUUGGCAACAGGCUCCUCCUCAGCAGAAGGAAGGAUAUAGCUGUACGAACUGCUUGCUUAACAAUGGCCUGCAUGUCCCCAGGGAAUGGCCUGCAAAUAGAUUUCAUCUUGCUUUCUCUUGUACUUUUCAGAGCUUCCUGUUUUCUCACGGCCCUUUUGGACAGUUUACAGUCUUUCUCCUGCUCUCUCUCUCUCUUACUUUCAGGAAAGGAACACCCUUCUUAUUAAACCUUCUUUAAAAAAAAAAGAAGGAAAGAAAGAAAAAAGGCUACAAAGGAAGGGCAACACAGCAGUGGCCUUUCUGCCUCAUGGCAGGCUGCAUUUUCUUGGCCUUGUUUCUCAGGGAAAAAGAAAACACCCGUCUUUCCUACAGAGCUAAUCAUGGCCACACAGAACCCAUACGUGGCUUGAGGGGAGAAGAAAGUCUUUGCCACUCAUGUAUCCUCAGCCACAGAGCUGUUUCUCCCUCAGAAGCACUCCUGUCCACUGUCUUUUGGGGCAAGUCAAUCUAGAUGGCUCAUUUCUUUAUUUUUUAAAAAAACCUCCUUACAACUUUUGCUUCCGAGUAAAGGUGGUGCUGUGGUCUAAACCACCGAGCCUUGGGCUUGCCGAUCAAAAGGUCGGCAGUUCGAAUCCCCGCGACAGGGUGAGUUCCCGUUGCUCGGUCCCUGCUCCUGCCAACCUAGCAGUUCGAAAGCACGUCAAAGUGCAAGUAGAUAAAUAGGUACCACUCCGGCAGGAAGGUAAACAGUGUUUCCAUGUGCUGCUCUGGUUCGCCAGAAGUGGCUUAGUCAUGCUGGCCACAUGACCUGGAAAAACUGUGUGCAGACAAACGCCGGCUCCCUCGGCUUGUAAAGCGAGAUGAGCUCCGCAACCCCAGAGUCAUUUGCGACUGGACUUGACUGUCAGGAGUCCCUUUACCUUUACCUUUACCUUUACUAAAGGAUGGGGAAGAAAUUGGAUCCAGUUCAUGCUUAAAAAGGCAAACUUUCCCAAUUCACACCUUACAAAACAAGGUGUGAACUGAAACCCAGUCACUUUUUGAAAUUUGCACUUCCCCAGAUUUUGCUGUGCAGUUUUCCGGCCCAGCAAUGUGUGCUCAUUUGCACAUGUUGAAUACAAAUAAUGCCAAAAAAUAACAUAUAGUGUAUUUUAUUAGGGAAAAUUGCUUUUGAAAAUGUGCAUGUUUGGCAAAUUUAUGUAGAAAAUGUUAAUCUUAGGAGAAAUUUGUGCUAAUAUGCUUAUGAAUUUUCAGGAGGAGGUAUUUUAAUAUAAAAGUUGCACAAACUGAUGUGGAAAUUAAGAUUGGAAAAAUGAGAAACUGAAAGAAAUUGAAAUUGACCAAUUUGCUCAUCCCUACUUGCAGUUUUGCUAAUACAAGGCUGCCACUGAAGCAGCUCUGAAUCACAUGAUAAUAUUAUAAAAUCCUUUGCCAUUGACUCACUCCUUUUGUCAAUGCUGCCAAAGACUUGAGCUUUCCACCUUGAAAAUGAGUUACAUUCAAUCACUGUAACCUGGUGCUAAGUUAGGUGCUUCAAUAUUUUGCAAAGCUGCAGUCCUUUGUUACAGUUUCCUAAAAAUUCCAAAAAUCUAUUGAGCAAGUCUGUAGCUAUCUUAUAUUAAGGUUGUAAUAUUGUAUGCACUUCCUUGGGAGAUUUCAAGGUGGUUUACAAUAGAUAAACACACACACACACACACACACACACAUGCAUAAGAAGUGCAACAAAACCCAUGUCAAAUUAUUUACCGGGGUGGGGGUGGGGGAAUGAAACAAAUUUUCUCUAUAUAAGUCAGAAAGCAUUCUGAGGCAGUAUAAUGUAAACGUUCAACCAACAAAAUACACAUUGUUCAUACAACCACUCCAUCCAUCUUACUUGCUGUCCAUUCCAUGCAACCACUUCAGUCAUUCGCUACCUCAUGCAUUAUGUCUGCCAACCAACCAGCCUUAGAUGAGCCACUUGUACGCCAAGAAUAUUACAAUCCACAUACAAAUGAUUGCAGCCAAGCAAACACAUGUAAGAUACUCUCCCCACUAAUGUAGUCAUGCCCUUACACCCAUUGGACCAUCUGAUACUUCACCUCCAUCUCUGAACUGAGAAGAGCCCAGUUCUAUACCAGAGCAGGCUCCUCACCCUGGGGUAUAAAAGCUACUUCUACCCACUCCUAACUACAUAAUCGUAUCCAACAUGGUACUGCACAACCUCAGUUCCUGGUAAAUAACCAACCAGCACUGGUGGCAGACACAGCUAACGUAGCUGUAAAUGUGUCUUGAGUUACGCAGUGUGGACAUACGUCAUAUUUGACUGUCUAAUCCUAAAGAAAAAGAACUAGAACGUGGCAACUAUGAUAAUUACUCAUUUGUGAUAGACCUGUCCUCCACAAAUUUAAAGCCAUCCAAUCCAGUGUCUGGCAAUGAAUUACACACGCAGUGGUGCAUCCACUGUGGUAGUAAAGAAAAUCAAAGACAGCAAUGAAAUGGCGGUGUUGUCCUAACAAGAGCAAAGAGGGAGAUCCCUGGCCGCAUCCUGCUUUAAAUAAGGCAGGCCACACCCCCAGAGCCAGCCGAUUGGCUGGCCAGGAGGUGACGCGCCCGGGUUCUAGCCACCGCGUGCAUGGUGGGGCCGUGAAGCCCGCAACACCACCUCCUCUGAAGGGCAGAAGUGGCUUUGUCUCACUUUUGUCAAUCCCCCCCCCCCCCCGUUUUUGCAAAUGAUGGGUGCCCAUCAGGCUUCAUAGCUCUUUCUCUUUCCUAGUUUUUAUGCCCUUUCAUCUCUGCAUGCUUCACCUGCAUAAGAUUCCAUAACUGUUUUUUAAAUUUUCAUUGUUUGUUUCAUAACAUGAAUUCUGGCCAUGUAACCGAUGCUACAUUUUGGUUCGUGUAAUUUUAGUUAUCUGACUACAGACAUAUGAUAUACAUGUAUGUAUAUGUUACAGCGUCAAUGUGCACUCUCUCUGUGUGUAUGUGUGUAACUCUAAGCAGAAGUGACCCUUUUUUCUCAUUCACCACAUGGAUCACCUACAUAAUCCGAAUUGAUCAAAAUCUUAUUUUGCUCCUGUGCAUUUUUAACCCCACCCACUCCUCCUGCCAACAAGGAAGAGGAGGAGGCCAUCUGCAUGUUGUCAAACACAUUUUCUCUCCAGCAAGACUUGGUGGGAGCUGUUGCCAGUCCUUACAAAAACUAGCUUCCUCCUCCAAAAAACAACAACAAUUUAACUAAAAUGAAUAUGAAUAAUUUCAGUUUCCUAUGCCCAACAAUCUAUAGAGAGAUUUUCUGCCAUAAUGUUGGAACCUAAGGUGAAGAGUGGGUAAUAAAUGUAUAAGCAAUAACAUGCCAAUAGUCUUUUCGUCUUCCUUCCUUCCCAUGACAUUCAAAAGUUUUGCUUCACAACAAGGGCAAAUAACUGCAUGCCCAAGAGAGCAAAGAAUGACUUUGGGUGGGGCUGCUCUGGGUCACCACCACAUACAGAAGCAUGACCAAAUCUAGGAUUAAUGAAGAAAUGGAGGCGUUGUGAUGCCUGAAGAGGAAGUACAUAACCUUCCUCUUCAUCUGUUUUAUUUCCCUGCAGCAUUCCAGACAUUCUUUCCCUUGACAAUAGGGGUCCUGAUUCUGGCCACAUUCAUCUCAGUUUCAUAUGCCAUCUCCUGGAAAGAGGCAGCUCUGCUCUGAGGAUUAAGCCCUGCCUGUAUAUCUGAUUGAAUCUACGAAAUUCCCUACAGUCCCAGAGGCCAUUUAAAACACUGCACUGCAGCAAACCUAGGUCUUCCCUCAAGUAGCCAUAGCUAGAUUAGCAGCAUUUGCUUUAAAACACUUGCUUGUUAUAUUCGUAUUUUGCAUUUUUUGUGAUGCGGUUUUAAAAUCUUAGUUACCGUACUUAGGUGCACUUCCAGUAGCUCCUGUGCAACUUUCAGCCUCAUCCUCAGUGAGUGAGCAUGGAAGGCCAUUAGCCCCUACAGGGAUGUCCCAAGGCACUUUGCUGCCUGACGCAGAGGACAAGAUGGCGCCCCAUUCCAUAUUCCGAAGAUGACUGGGUCAGCAGUCAAAUCUUGAUUUCACAGUGGUAACAUGAAUAGGGGCUCGAUCCUUUAAAAUCUUGCCACCACUCCCCACCCCACGACAUCUGGCACCUGAGGCAGCUGACUCAGUCUGCCUCAUAUUAGGGUCAGCCCUGCUAUCCAGAAGCAAUGGCUGGAGCUAUCCAGCAGCUAUAGCUGAAUUUUGGCCUGUUAUAGAAUUACUUCCAUAAACUGGGUGCCUGGUUAAAUCAAGUUUUAUUUAUUUAUUCAUUUAUUUAUCAAAUCUAUAUGCUACCCCACCCCACCUCAGUUCCUUGUGUUAGACUUGGGCUGUGUACACACUAUACAUUUAAAACACAAUUGAAAUACAUUCCUUCCCUCUGAGAACUGUGGACACUGUAGUCUACCCCUCACACUUACAACUGCCAGCAACCCUUAACAAACUACAGCACCCAGAGUUCUCUGAGGGGAGAAAAUGUGCUUUGAAAGUGUUUUAAAUGUACAUAGCCUUACACCGAUGUGGGGCCUAUUCAUCCAUAAACCCAGCUUUAAGGGAGGGAUGGGAUUGUUCUCCUGGUGGUUUUUAGGAAGAAGAAACUAUUCGGAUUUCCCCUGUAAGCACAGUCUAUGAUAAGCUGUGGAACUCUCAAGAAGCUGUCUCAGCAGCAAGGGGUUCUAUCUCAAGAAAAUAAAAUGAUCCCUGUGUAUCUGCAGAAUAAAUCACUUUGAUUGUCAUUGGUCUUUUGACAGCUGUGCGGAAAGGAAUUUAAUCGAAUGCAUAAUUUAAUGGGGCACAUGCACUUGCAUUCAGACAGCAAGCCGUUCAAAUGUCUCUACUGUCCCAGCAAAUUCACCUUGAAGGGGAACCUCACCAGACACAUGAAAGUCAAACACGGAGUGAUGGAAAGAGGAUUUCGGUCUCAAGGUAAAUGACUAGCAAACUAGGCUGAUUUUUGCAUUAGCUUUAACAAUUCCAAACUACUUAUACAGUAGCAUCUAAAAGGCAGUUUGUGUGUCUGUGUAAACCUAAUUGAAGCAGACCUUGCUAAAUAAGAGAAUGGCUAGCCAAGUCUAAGGAAGAAAGACAGACCCAGUUGUGUCCUGUUGCUGCACAGAUAAAAGAAGACUGCAUGACCCGGAAGCAAUUAAGGGUCAGAGUUCAUCACAUAACCUGCUCUGGUUUUUCAGGUGUUGAGAUGACACUUAAAGGGUUGUCUGCUAUUGUAGUAAAUUAUUGCAAGUCAGGCUCUGCAUUGUCAUCUCUUCGGUUCAGGACCACAGCAGGCUUGAUGCCAAUAUUGCGUUGUAAACUUUUAAAAAUAUAUCUUGCAUUUUAUGUGAAGGAAAGCAACAUGGAUUUUCACCCACUCGCCAUGCAAAGGAUGCUACUGUAUUUAUGCUCCGUGAAUUGCUGCAGCUAUAAAAUCAAGCUGCUAGUAUUAUUGACACCACACCGCAAUGCUUGGCUGAGGUAGCUGGAUUUGACCAAUAAAACUGAAUGGUCUAAAUUGACUCCCAAAUGUUAGAGCUCAGUCUGCUUUGUAGAUUUGCCUACCUGUGUAAUGAAGGUGGAUGUCUAAAUGGAUGUUCUGAUUAAGGCUGUCCAAUAACUUUAGGAGUCGGACUCAGGAGUGGCCAGGAUGGUGCUAUGGAGCUGCCCUCCCAAUAUGCUGCUGCUUAUCUGGAUGGUGUAGAGUGGCAACAAGGCAAAGACUGUGUAGUCACAGCAGUGGAGCCAAUCCAGCACUCCUGCCAGUGUAGUAGUGGUAGUGGUAGUAGUAGUAGUAGUAGUAAUAAUAAUAAUAAUAAUAAUAAUAAUAAUAAUUUAUUUUUAUAUUUUAUAUAUACCCCGCCCAUCUGGCUGGGUCUCCCCAGCCACCCUGGGCGGCUUCCAACAAAUUAUUAAAAUACAAUGAUCUGUUAAACAUUAAAAGCUUCCCUAAACAUGCAGAACUAUGGCAGAACAGGUUACAAAUAUCACAUUACUGAUUCUCCCCUCCCCACAAAUCAUACAACUAGGCUGCUUCAGCCCAACCCAUGGGAUUUCAGACUUAAUAAUCCAAAAUAUUAAGACUUAAUUUUUUUUAAUGGGGAGGAGCCCUAAAUCCCACUUUCCCUCUUCACAUUGGUAUGAUGUUCACAUUGCAAAUUUAAAGAACACCUUUGGGAAUUACUUGUUGAACAGAAAAUUAAAGGUGUUCCACAACCAAUGCAACCAUGACACCACUGCUGUGCUUUCAUAUGUCAUGAAACUGGGCCUUUUCCAUGGCAGUUUAAGCUGGUACUGAGUACUGCUGGGACAGAUGCUGUUUCCUCUGUGCUAGGGAUGCCAAGCAGAUCAGCAGGAAGCCCCCUUACCUCCCCCCUUCCAUUAUUUGCAAGAUAAACAGAUAGAAACAAAGGGACACAAGCUGAAAUAUUCAUCCUAGAAUCACAGCUCUGAGUUAUUUUGAUUAUAAAAUGGGUGUAGGGCUGCAAAUAUAUUUGCUAACACAAUCAUCUUUUUUUUAAUUAAAAAAAAACUCUUAUAGGACAUGGAAGGGAACGAAUAAGAACCUCACAAACAGAUGCCUCAAGGAGCCUGGAACAGGAAGAACCCUUUGACCUUUCCCAAAAAAGCCAAGGGAAAGGACUUUCAUUUCACUCUGAUGGGGAAAGUGCCAAAGGAAGCUCAUGUCAUGAGGAAGAUGAAGACAACUGCUAUGGGGUGGAGCCGCAGAGCCCUGCCAUGUACCACAGCAGCAGCAAGCAUGAUCUUUCCAGCCAAUCAGGACUCAAGAUGAAAGACUUCAGAGAGUCCUAUUGUGAUGAGAAAGAGAAAAUCCUGGAUUCGAAAUGUGAGGAGAGGAAAGAGAACAACGGGAACCAGAGCCGAGGAGAAAGAGACUUUGCAAAUAAUGACGGGAGGCAUAUGGGCUUUAGCCACUUUGAGAAUAAUAGACUCACUCAGUCUCUCUCUGACUACUUGUAUUUUCAACACAGAAACAAGAGUUUGAAGGAGCUGCUGGAAAGGAAAAUGGAAAAGCAAACUGUUUUUCUGGGUAUCUAAAAGGACACAUGUAAACCUAGUGCUGGGAAAGAGAAGUUCCUUCAUAGUUUUCAUUACCAUGAGCUGUAAUCUAACAAGACUGGCAAAUGAUGAAAAAGAGAAUAAGCAUAAAUAAUUUUAGGCAAUUUUCAUCCGUCAUUCACUUGUCCCUAUUUUUAUACAAUAAUGUCAUAGAUAAAAUGAUGUCAUAUAUAGCAAUCUAGUCUAUAAGCUUCUUUCCAAUAAUUUCCCCCAAAAUUCUGACCUUUUCCAUGCAUGCAGCAGAGUGAAAUGAACAAGUCCUGGAAUAGUGGAAUAGAUUGCAUAUGAGGCAUCAUGAUUUGAAUGUUCUCCUGGAUGUGCUGUAACCUUUUGUGGUUGUUGUUUUAUUUACUUAAAGAUAUUGGCUAUUCCAUAUUUUUGCUCUAACUUUAUGGUGUUUUAACUGUCAGGUGUACCUUACAGGACUCAAGUUCUGCUUGAGGAAUUCCCUUGGGCAUCUGGUUGGCCACUGUGAAAACAGGAUGCUGGACUAGAUUCUUCUUAAGUUUUUAUGGUCAAUGGGCAUUUCAGCUUGCAGACCUGUGAGUGGCUUUGCAUUCCCUCACAGCAACACUGCUACAGAUCUACCGUACCGUUUAGCAUUCUUCAUGGGAAGCCAUGGUGGUGUGAAACCAACAGAAGUCAGUAGUGUAGAUAUGGCCUUAGAGAAACAUCUGAAGUGCUCAGCAAAUUCAGAAUGCUUUACCUAAGAGCAGGCGGUACAUAAGAUAGAGAUUCUGGGAAGCUAAGUAGGAUUCUGCAAGGUACAGCAGAAUAGAGCAGACAAGUGGAAAACUCAAAGGAAAUAUUGAUCAUAGCUCAUGAUGAAAGGAUGUGGCUAGGACAACAAAGGAUAUCAGUAACAUGAUGAUCAAUUAACAAAUGGGUUUGGCCUUAGAACAGCUGACUCAGGAGAGUUCAGAUGCACUUGGAGACUGGUAAAAAAUAAAGAUCACCUGGGUCCACUGUAAACCGCUAUGCAAUACAAAGGCAGAUUUCUAAUUAUUUGAAGUAUAUCAACAUUUUUUAGGAUAUCCCAUUAUGGGAUAAAAGAUCAGGCAGGUCCCAAUUAAUUUUAUUAUGAAUUUACUCUGGUUAUAAUUUUGUCCCUUACUCCCCUGCUCUCCUCAACAUGUUAUUUCUAAGUUAUUUGUCUCCGUCUGUUGCAGCCUCUUCUCUUCUCUUCUCUUCUCUUCUCUUCUCUUCUCUUCUCUUCUCGAGACCUUUGUGCUGGUUCCAGUUUCUUUGCAUCUUCCUGUUUCCAUAGUGUUGCUGCAUUUGGCUGCUGAUCAUGGGUAGGGAACCUGCAUCCAGGUCCCCUCAGCCCCAGCCUUCAUGUCCGAUGGUCAGAUGAGUUCAGAUAAGGUGGGAGUUCCAAACAUCUGGAGGGCCACCGGUCUAUCAUCCCUGCUGUAGACGGUGCAAAUCUGAAAAGUGCAAUUUAAAAUAUAGUAUUUAUUAUGCCAAGGAGAGUAUUUAAUAAAGUCUUGCCAGGUGUACAAUAACACGUUGCGUCUGCUUAGCUGAAUAGGAAAUAACAGCAUUAACAGCAUGUAUUCUUGUAUCUGUGCAUUGAUUUGUGUGUGUGUGUUUUAAACAACACCUGACAAGUGGGAUCCAACCCAAAUUCCAGUAUAUUUCUUGAUAGCCAGUAGCUCAUAUGAAAUGUUACAUGUCAAAUAUAUUUUGUUAAUUUAAAACAAACAAAUAAAUAUAUAUCAAAGGUGCUGCUGUAGUUUGCAUC